Messenger RNA from Corapipo altera (White-ruffed manakin), 1510 nucleotides. RefSeq names its product calcium voltage-gated channel auxiliary subunit gamma 1 (gene CACNG1). The transcript is spliced from 4 exons. The coding region runs from base 28 to 708 and encodes 226 amino acids. Gene Ontology annotation, cellular component: L-type voltage-gated calcium channel complex; membrane. The record is from RefSeq and is a predicted model, not a curated record. Gene Ontology annotation, biological process: calcium ion transmembrane transport; regulation of calcium ion transmembrane transport via high voltage-gated calcium channel. Gene Ontology annotation, molecular function: calcium channel regulator activity; voltage-gated calcium channel activity. NCBI's taxonomy places the organism in Eukaryota, Metazoa, Chordata, Aves, Passeriformes, Pipridae.
CCGCCGGGAGCGCCGCUCCGGAGCGGGAUGGACGACAGCAAACCCCUGAAGGUGCGGCUGACGUUCUCCGUCAUCCUGGUGGGCAUCUCGCUGCUCUUUGCAGCCGUAGUGUCGGACCACUGGGCCGUGCUCAGCCCCAAGGUGGAGGAGUUCAACGCCACCUGCGAGGCCGCUCAUUUCGGGCUAUGGCGGCUCUGCACAAAGCGGAUUUACGUGCAGGAGCAAGGCCCCAAGGAGAAGGGCUGCGGGCCCAUCAGCCUGCCAGGAGACCACAACUGCUCCUACUUCAAGCACUUCACUCCAGGAGAGACCUCAGAGAUAUUUGAAGUAACCACCCAGAAAGAAUACAGCAUUUCAGCUGCAGCCAUUGCCAUCUUCAGCGUUGGCUUCGCGAUCAUUGGGACGAUCUGCGUCCUCUUGUCCUUCAGGAAGAAGAGGGACUAUCUGCUGAAACCAGCAUCCAUGUUCUACACCUUUGCAGGUCUCUGCAUCAUCAUCUCCGUGGAGGUGAUGAGGCAGUCGGUGAAGAGGAUGAUCGACAGCGAGGAGACCGUGUGGAUCGAGUACAGCUACUCCUGGUCCUUCGCCUGCGCCUGCGCCGCCUUCGUCCUGCUCUUCGUCUGCGGCAUCGCCCUCCUCCUCAUCGCCCUGCCCCGCUUCCCCCAGAACCCCUGGGAGACCUGCAUGGAUGCAGAGCCCGAGCACUGAUGCUCCCAGCACGGGGAAAAAAAAAAAUAUCCAGAAAGUGUUCUGAAAAGAUUUGUAUUUUUUAAAAUGUCUGGGUCCCACUCUGCAAUGUGCUCUCCAUCAAGUGAGUCAUUACUGAACCAAGGCAUGUUCGAUUGUAAUUAUUGCUUUCCUUUUCUUUUCCUCUCAUUUUAUCCUUUUUUUCCCUCUUUUUCUUUUUUUCUCUCUCUUUUUUUUCUUUUUUUCUUUUUUCUUUCUUCUUUUUUUUUUUUUAUUUUGUUUUGAAGGAAGCAGAAAGAGCACUCAGCACCAUCCUGGGUGUGGGUGAAUGGCACUGCUCUGUGCCAGUUUGGGGUGCCCUGUACUGAUGUAGCUGAGACAGCUCAGGCCACAGAGAACACAGCUUUGCUAGGGAGAUGUUUGGUGUGGUUAGGUGCAGAUUUGUGAGGGAUAUCAGGCUUUUAUACAUUACUGGGUCAGAGAGAGACACUGAGAAACUCUGGCUCCAUGAGGAGUCCGUGUCCUCAUUUGCGCCGUGCUCCUCUCCCUCGCUAAGAAGGGUUAGUUCAUCACUGGAGAUCCUUAUGGUCUUCUAUUAAACUGUUAAAAUUUGAAAUGAAAUCAAGACAGAACUUUGAGUAGCAUUAGGACAAAAAUUUCCCCUCCAAAUUUACACCCUGCAGUUCCAUUCUUUUGAAUCAAGCAUAAAAUCCCACAAGAUAAAGAGGUUUUUUUGUUCUGCUUAAACUUCAGCGGCAAAGCCAAGAAGUAUUAAACAUUAAGAGUGAUAUUUUCCUUUAAUAAAAAGCAUAAUCUUCCAGUA